AUGGCCUUCCAAUCGCCACUCAUCGCCAUACCCCGCAAGACCACCCAGGACGUAGACUGGACAGGACCCAUCCGGCACGUCAUCGCUGCCUCCUACGGCGAGGAUCCCAACGCGUACCAGGAAGAAUGCUCCGUACUGCAGAGAGUGAGGCAGGAUGCUGUGAGGGGUGCAGGAAGUGAUUUCACUGGCCGUGAUCUGCUGUACAAGUACUUUGGACAACUGGAGCUGCUCGAGCUGCGCUUCGCUGAGAUCAAGGUUUCGUUUGCAUGGAAUGAUGCCUUUACCACCAAGCUCACCACCCAAACAUCUCUGGCAUUCGAGAAAGCCUCCAUCAUCCACCUCAUAUCCGCCAUCCUCUCUUCCAUCGCCCAGUCAUCUUCCCGUUCCGACCCCGAAGGCCUCAAGCGAGCCUACUACAACACCAGAGCAUGCGCAGGCAUGCUGACCUAUAUCAACGAAAACUUCCUACACGCCCCUUCAACAGAUCUGGGCAGGGAGGUUGUGCAUCUGCUGAUAGGGAUCAUGAUGGCGCAAGCUACAGAGAUCUUUACUGAAAAGUUGAUCGAGGAGAAAAAGUCGCCUGCUUUGGUAUCGAGGUCGGCAAACCAGACGGCGUCUUCCUACAGCGCUGCUGUGGAAGAGAUGAAGGAGUUUCAGGGGAAGGGCGUUUUCGACAGAAACUGGCUCAAUGUCCUGCAAAUCAAGAGCAAGCUCUUUGCCAGUAUCGCUCAGUACUACAAGGGUACAGCAGACAAUGCUGCUGGAAAGCACGGCGCGGCCCUUGUGCGCUUCAGGCUCGCCGAUACCUUUGCCCAAGACGCUCAACGCCAAUCAUCAUCAUUCAACUACACCUUUGUCGCCACUGCUACACCAUCCCUUCCAAAUGACGCGGGUAGCAAUCUCCACGAGAUCGUCAAAGCCCAUACGACUGUAUGCAAAGAGGCUAAAGAACAGGCUACGAAAGAUAACGACCUCAUCUAUAACGAAGUCUUGCCUUCCGAAGCCAGCUUGCCAGCAAUUGAGAAACUGCCGCCUUCACCCCCCAUCACUAUCCAGGAAGUGUAUGCCAAUCCUGAAGUCACCCGGCUUAUCGGCCCUGAUAUCUUUAUCAAGCUUGUGCCUCUAGCUGUGCAUGAGAGCGCCAGUGUGUACUCGGAAGAAAAGGCAAAGCUCGUGAGAGCAGAGGUCGAGAGGGUAGAGUCGUCCGAGGGCGAGAUUCGGGCAGCACUCGAUCAUCUCGGGCUCCCUGGAGAGAUUUUGAAAUGGCGAAAGAUUGUCGAAGACGAUUCGCCCCAGGGGGAGGUGGAGCUCAGCAGAGAAUUGAGGCAGCUGGUGGACACCAGUGGAGAUGCGAGAAAUGUCGAGAGAGAGCUGUCUAGAUUAUCCAAUGAAAGAGAACGGUGCGAGAGGGAGCUGCGGGAAUUGAGCUCGGCAUUGGACAAUGAGAGUCGGGAGUGUGAGCGUAUGCGGGCCAAGCAUACACCCCAAUUCACCCAGUCUCCAUCAGGUCCCCAGACUUCCAAUCUCCGUUCAAACAUCUCUGCCAACCUCUCUGCGCUCUCCUCCGCUGCGGCGUCCGACUCACAACUUUCCUCUCUAUACCAAAGCGUCCAACCCGCCAUCGCUCUCUUGUCUUCCGGACAAAGCCAACUUGAAAGCAUCGCAAGCCAAGUAGCCAAGGGCAAGCCGCAGAACGCCGAGGACCGGGGUAUGAGUUUGUUGGAUCUGCAGGACGAAGAUGAAGGGCAGGGUGGGUUGUCCGCGAAAGAGAAGGAGAGCUUGCAGAAAGCAAUAAAGGAAGGCACUGAGAAGCUCGAGAGAUUGGGCAAGAUCAGGAGGGAAAGGGACGAAGUGUUGAAGGACUUGAAGGAGAAGAUCCAGGCGGACGACGUAUCAAACCUUCUCCUCCUCAACCGCCGCUCCUCGAAUGUGGAGCCACAACUCUUUGCCUCUGAACUCGAAAAGUUCCGUCCUUAUCAGACCCGUGUUGCUGCUGCUUCCUCGGCUGCGAAAUCCUUGACUCAAGAGCUCGAGAUGCUCAUUGCCCAAGUCCAAAGAGGAAGAGGAGUAAAGGACCUGUCGAGAAAGGACAAGGAAAAGAGCAAGAGGGUCGGGCAGUGGGAGAAGGGAUUGAUCAAAGCUGGGGAGAGUCUGGCCGAGAUUAGGGCUGGACUGGGCAAAGGGCUGAGCUACUAUGAGAGUUUGGCGCGUGUCAUUGAGGAUCUCAAGCGAGAGGUACGCGGCUUUGUGAGCUCGAGAGAUCAAGAGAGGAGCCGAAUGGUCAGUGAAAUUGAGGCCCGGCAACGUUUGGGCGGUGCCGCAUCUCCGAGCACAUCAGGAACCAGAGGAUUGGAGGAGAGGUUGUCAAGCUUGAGUAUGGGUGCGCCCCCACCUCCUUCUCGACCUGGCGUUUCUUCAGCGACCCCUACCCUUCCUGCCCCUCCUUCUCGAUCGGCUCCGACACCUCAUUACCCGCCCCCGCCCCCACCACCAAAAUCGAAUCCUUACGACUUUUCGAGCUUGGGGGGUUCUUCGGCAUUCUCAUCAGCUGCUGCCCCUAGUCCGCCUGCUCAUCAGCAGAGGCAAGGUUCAUACGGCCUGUAUGGGUAUGCAUCCCCGACAUCCCCAUCACAGGGAGCGCAGCCCCAGCAGGCGACGCAGCCCUUGCAGAGUCCUUAUCCUGCCCCACCUUCGCAGCCUGCGAGACCGGCCACUCAGACGUAUGGGUCUUAUACCGCUCCUCAGGCUGUCUAUACUGCACCUCCAUCUCAGCCGGGGUACACUUCCCCUCCCCCUCAGCAAAGUUAUGCGCCACAGGGGUAUGGUCAGUCUGGGUAUCAACCUCAACCCCCAUCUCAGCCCCAAGCCCAAGGGCAGGGGCAGUACUACCCUCCCCCGCCAACACGUCCGGCUUAUACCUCUCCGCCGCCCCAGCAGCCAUCUUAUGGCGGCUAUGCUCCCCCCACAUCUGGCUACGCUUCCCAGGCCCCUUCGGGCUAUACUCAGCAGCCACAAGGGUAUGCUGCACCUCCUCAGACUCAGCCACAGCCACAAAGCCAAACUCAAGGGCAGCAGUACGGCUAUCAGGCUUAUGGUUACUCGGAUUCCCAGCUUCAACAGCAGCAGCAACAUGGAGGGUAUCCUCAGUACCGCUAG
This is a messenger RNA of Cryptococcus wingfieldii CBS 7118, 3156 nucleotides long. RefSeq names its product vacuolar protein-sorting protein BRO1. Gene Ontology annotation, cellular component: endosome. The coding region runs from base 1 to 3156 and encodes 1051 amino acids. Gene Ontology annotation, biological process: protein transport to vacuole involved in ubiquitin-dependent protein catabolic process via the multivesicular body sorting pathway. NCBI's taxonomy places the organism in Eukaryota, Fungi, Basidiomycota, Tremellomycetes, Tremellales, Cryptococcaceae. The record is from RefSeq and is a predicted model, not a curated record. Gene Ontology annotation, molecular function: protein binding. The transcript has 5 exons.